Molecule: messenger RNA, 3285 nt
Organism: Limulus polyphemus (Atlantic horseshoe crab)
Lineage: Eukaryota; Metazoa; Arthropoda; Merostomata; Xiphosura; Limulidae
Product: nephrin-like
Exons: 15
Coding region: 176-2719 (847 amino acids)
Molecular function (GO): protein binding
Source: RefSeq, a predicted model, not a curated record
GAAAGUGUGUCCAUUCGGUUAAUAUAUAUGAAAUGUUUCAAAUUUGUCCUUCGUGAACUUUCUUUGAUCAACCGCAGAAAAAGAGAGAUUUUUUUUGCGCUUAAAUAGCAGGUUUAAAUCAUAGUAACUUAUGUUCAUAACACUUGGAGAUUAGGAACAUUCAGAUUAGUCAGUGAUGUACGAGGUUCUGGUUUUGUUAAUGUACUUGUUCCCCUUUACAACAGGGUCUUCUGGAAUAAAACUAAGAACAGCUGUAAAUUUUGAUGAAUCGCAAGAAUUUCCGGAAUUUAUAGCCAUAGUUGGAAGCAGUGCUGAACUUCUAUGUAAUGUAAGUCGGCCAGGACCCGAUGAUGCCGUGUCUCUUGUUCUCUGGUACAGGACAGAUGUGAACGCACCGAUAUACAGUGUUGACGCCAGGAACGGAAAUCUCAUGGAUGCCAAACAUUUUUCGUCAGACAUUCUUGGCAGCCGAGCUUUCUUUGAUCUCCGUAGCCAACCUGCUAUCAUGAGAAUCGAUCCCGUCGAGGAGAAGGAUGGAGGAAAGUACAGGUGUCGUGUAGACUAUCGCUGGGCAAGAACUUUGAACAGUGCAGGCACUUUAUCCGUCAUAGUGCCUCCCAAGGAAAUAUCGAUUUUCAAUGAAAAAGGAGACAUUCUGAGGAAGACCAUAGGGCCAUUUGAUGAGGGAUCCGAGCUCAAAUUGAUUUGUGAAGUAAAAGGAGGCAAGCCAAAGCCUUCGGUGACCUGGUGGAAGAAUGGUGAACUAAUCGAUGACGAUUAUACAGAAACGUCGCUAGGUGUCGUUCAUAACGUCUUGACUAUAUUCAGUCUUAAACGAGACGAUCUUUUGAGCAGGUUCAGCUGUGUUGCGAAUAACACAAACAUUACCACACCUCUUAACACCAGCGUUACUAUUGACUUAUAUUUGAAGCCGGUAGACGUGCAAAUAACGUCUUUUAAACGCCCUCUAUCGGCUGGUAAAAAGGUAAAGAUCAGUUGUGCAUCUCGUGGGUCUCAGCCCCCUGCACAACUCACCUGGUGGAAAGAUAACAUGCCAAUGUCCAACAUCAUUCAGGAGGUUUCUGUGAACCAGAGUAUCACAGUCAGUGAUCUGAUAUUAGUGCCAUCUAGAGAAGAUAACGGGAUGACUUUAACGUGCGUGUCUAACAAUCCAAAGAUUCCUCAAAGUACCAUAGAGGACAAAUGGAAAACUAUGGUCUUUUACAAACCCAAGGUUGACAUAAGCUUGGGAUUGAACCAGAAUUCUUGGACGGUAGCUGAAGACAGAGAAAUUCAUCUUCAGUGUCAAGUGGAUGCCAAUCCUUCCGUAGUCCGCAGCGGUUGGUAUUUCAAUGACCAAAUUCUUCACAACAAUGCAAUACAAGGAAUCAUCAUUCACAACCUAACGUUAAUGAUCCAGCGAGUGCAGCGCCAUCACAGCGGUCGUUACCGAUGUUUUGCUAAUAACGUUGAAGGAAGAGGCGAGAGUGAAAAUAGAGCAAUCAAAGUAGAAUUUUCUCCUAUCUGUCGUCAAGACCAGAAGAUAGCGUAUGGUGUUGCAGUUAACGAGACUGCUUACAUCACAUGUGAAGUUGAGGCUGAUCCUCCUGACGUCACUUUCCGUUGGAGUUUCAACUCUUCCCGAUUAGGCCAGGAGUUACUGACCCAUUCCUCAGAGGGCCUCAAAAGCAUGGCUUCCUUCACUGCGAAAACAAAACACGAAUAUUCAGCGCUAUACUGCUGGGGUAGAAACCGUGUUGGGAUGCAGCGGAAACCAUGCGUGUUUUCAGUGAUCUUUAUUGGCCCGCCAGAACCGUUGAAAAAUUGCACUAUCACUAACACGACGAUUGAUUCUAUCCAUUUGGAAUGCGUGGCAGGCAACGAUGGUGGUUUGCAGCAAUUUUUCUUCCUCGAAGUUUAUAACUCUCAACUGGAACGCUUAUCUGCCAAUAUUACGAGUCAUUCUAAGCCCGAGUUUCAUGUUUCUGAAUUGUCGGAAGCAUCUCGGUUCACCCUCCUUGUUUACUCAGCCAAUGGUAAAGGAAAAAGCUCCCCUGUUGCUCUUACGGCAAAAACGAAACCUAAACCUCAAGAACUGGCUGGAGCGACGCCCAGUUUGCUACUCAGCCCUCUACUUGGAAUUGUGAUAGGAACCGUAGGAUCCCUUGUUCUUGUCACUAUCAUCGUCAUAGUGAUCAUCCGGAUGAGAGGCUAUGAAGAGGGUAAAGGUGAUACUCCUGAUCAAAAGCCAGCUAGCAGUUCGAAUGAGUUAUUGAGAGACGACAUUCCAGAUUCUCGAGAACAAGAUUCGAAGGAUCCAGAUAUCAUUCCUUCCCAAGAUGACUGGAAUUGUUUACCAAGAAGAGGAGUUGACCAGAAUUGCUGCGAGAUUCUGGUUACGUCAGACCGAUGUGUGACAAGCCAUGUCGGCGUCCCUGAACAAUCUACAAGCAAUACUUCACCAACGUUGCAGAAAAAUUGCGGCUGUCAUUCAGACUACGAGAAUUGCUGUAUUGCCGAGUUUUCGCCGGGGAAAGGAGAAUCUUGUAUACACAGAAGUCCUGCUGGCUAUAACACUACACUGUCAACCUUCCAAAGACCAAGUGGUGAAGAGACAGUCGUUCUUGACUCAAACUCUCGAUGUAACUCACGUGGCCUUAAUAGUACGUGUCGAAAUAAACAGAGCAAAGAAAGAAAAUUCAUAUCUACAGCAGUAUGAAGGAGUUAGAGAACCACAGAGAAGAUUUGGUGCACGCUAGGAACAGCAAGGCUGACACACAGCGCUCAACCCAUGUUUUUCGCAGAUAGUGAAAGAAACAGAUCCUGUACAACGAAAGGACAGGAGCUGACCUUUAUCCAGUGUCAACAGCAUCGGAUAAAUAGAGUAUGUGAACAAUGACAGCUCACGGUGGCCCCGCUUGUUUUGGUGUGAUCCUCUGUUGUUCUCAAACUUUUCCUUUGUAAAAUGAUUUAACUGGAGCUGUAACUGGGACAGUAUGAUAGUUUUAAUUAUUGUGAAAUACUCUUCAAGUCCAUCAAUCUCGGAAAACACAUUUUUUUGUACUCACUGAUAUCUAUAUUCAAAUAUCUCUUUAUGUUCAUCAUCUGUACCAGAAAGUAUGUCAAACAAGAUACUUUAUGAGUUUAUGUUCAAAAACAAAAUAGUGUUUAACUCACUCCAAAAAAUAUUAUUUGAAUUCAACCCAUUAUUGUAAGUUAAGCUAAUAACAGAGCAAUUAUUCAUAUACAUAUAUCAUGUAAUCAAAAUUUUAAUUCGCUGACUUU